Molecule: messenger RNA, 677 nt
Organism: Vigna angularis (adzuki bean)
Lineage: Eukaryota; Viridiplantae; Streptophyta; Magnoliopsida; Fabales; Fabaceae
Product: geranyl diphosphate phosphohydrolase
Exons: 1
Coding region: 237-545 (102 amino acids)
Biological process (GO): dGTP catabolic process
Cellular component (GO): cytosol
Molecular function (GO): 8-oxo-7,8-dihydrodeoxyguanosine triphosphate pyrophosphatase activity
Source: RefSeq, a predicted model, not a curated record
CUACUCCGAUUGUUGUAAAAUUCUAUACAAGUUUUUUUAAAAUGUUAUAUUAUCAUUCUUUUUAAAAUUACCCUGUAUCAUUUUAAGUUUUGAACAAUCACUUGCACUAGAAAUGUCAUUGGAAUAGUAAAAGGUAGAGUGCAAGUAUACAUUGAAAAUAAUAUUAAGAAAUGUAAUUGUAAUUUAGUCUGAAUGUUUGUAUGAAGUUUGAAUAAAAUGAAUGUUCUGGAGAAUUGAUGUUAAAGUUGGCAGGGGAGAGUUUUGAAGAAUGUGCAGCUAGAGAAGUAAAAGAGGAAACAGGAUUGGACAUAGGGAAGAGUGAGUUUUUAACAGUAACAAACAAUGUGAUGUUGGAGCAACCAAAAAAGUGUCACUAUGUUACGAUUUUCAUGAGAUCAGUGGUGGGGGAAGAGCAAGUGCCACAGAAUCUUGAGCCAAACAAGUGUGAUGGUUGGGAGUGGUAUGAUUGGGAUCAUUUGCCACAUCCUUUGUUUGGGCCUCUUGAGAGAAUGGUCAAAGGAGGUUUUAACCCCUUUUCUUCCUAAUUAAGUUUCUUAAUGCUUUUUUCUGAGCUUGAUUAGGUAACUAUGUCUUUGGGUUAGGUUUUAUCUGUUUCUUUUCAUGCUUCAACUGGAUUUGAUCCUAUAAAUAUAUUUACAAUUCACUAUUAUUAUACA